UCACAGCUUCCCCGCGAGAGCGCGCCGCAUCGAGCGCGCGCGUGGCUCCGUGUGGCGUAGCGACGCUCGUGCUUCUAACUCCGCGGCGCACGAGCUGACGUCUCGAAUGGGCCGGAACAGCUUUCUCUCUCUCUAUAUACAUAUUCCAGAAGAAAACCCUUUAAAAAUAUUAUUUACAAAAAAUACUCAGACAAGCGCCUCGCCGCCGUGCAGAAGGGAUGGAGUUCCCUGUGGAUGUGCUGGAGGCCACGAGUCACGGGGAGCUAGAACGCUCAGCUCGCACCUACAUGAAUGAGCUGCUUUAUGCUGAUCCUGACCAUGCCCACUACUUCACACUACCUAGUGGAAAGAAGGUUCAGAUCAGCCUGUCCAGUGUAGGCUUUGUUCCUCUGUAUGGAGCCAAUCUCCUGCAUAAAGUCCUGGCUCUGUUCACCCCACAGGACCAGCUCACAGCUGUGGCUUUGUUUUUGGCCAAUCAGUGGUACUGUGUAGAAGAUAUCCUCAAAACAGCAAACUGCAGACGAGAAGGCCUUAUCAAGGUAAGGUCUGUGGGUGAGAGAAUCGUCCUGUAUAUGUUGAACCGCAUUGUUUACCGCACUAUUGAGAUGGAAAGUGGAGAGAUGCCCUUCCUGUGCCACAGCGAAAAUGACUACGCCAAGAUUUUCUGGAAGAAUGGCCAAGCUGUGGGCUUCUACUCAGUCAAACCGAAAGGUAGCGUUUGUAAUAACUCAUUGAGGCAGUGCUACUUCCUGCCUGUCCUGGACUCCAUAUUUGUGAGGAAAGCUCACCGGGGAAAAGGCUUUGGGCUUCAGAUGCUGGAGGAUUUUGUGGAUUCCUUUAAUGAGGAUGAACUUGGCCUAAGAUACCCGUUGUCUCCAGCUAUGACAAGUGUUUGUAGGCAUUAUCUGGAUCGUUACCCGGCUGAUGUAGAUCUGAUCUGGGAGGUAGAGGGAGUUGGUGGCCCUUAUCAGAGGACCAAAGUGGCUUAUAAACUCAGCUCUAGACCACUGAGUGACACUCAUAAAGGUGGCCAUGGCGAGGAUAAUGGGCGAAAUGGAGAUAUUGUGGAGGAUGAGGUGGAGGAAUCGAAGGAGCCCUGUCUUAACAUCACUGAGGAAGUGAUUGUGGUCAACAAGCAUCAUAAAGUAACUGAAGAGAGCGACACACCAAUCUCCACACGUACCCGGAGCAGCGAGCACAGGUGGAGGAAGAGAGUCAGAGACGAAGAUGGGACAAAAGAGGUGGAUACCCGGCCAGACAAAAUCAACAGGAUGGAGAUGGAAGAAGUGGAGAGGAAGGAAUUCACCCUGCUGACGAGAGCGACACACCAAUCUCCACACGCACUGGAGCAGCGAGCACAGGUGGAGGAAGAGAGUCAGAGACGAAGAUGGGACAAAAGAGGUGGAUACCCGGCCAGACAAAAUCAACAGUUAACAGAGGCCAGUAGCUCCUGGUUUAGAGGAGUCACAAAAGUAAGUUCUGCCAAUAAGGACAAUGUAGUUGUAGUAGCUCCUGCAGCUGAGGAGGAGGAGGAUGAAGCUCCUACAGCAGUGGAAGAGCAGGAAGAAGUUCCUCCAGCUAAGGAGAAGCAAUAUGUGGAUGUGGAGGAACUGGAUGUUGCUCCUUCUGUUGAGGAAGAUUCAGAAACAAAAGUAGAUUUUCUAGCUGAGGAAACAUCAUCGUCUUCACUUGCCACAGAUCCUGAGGAAGAACAAGGACAGGACGAGGAGGCUAUGGAUAUAUUGAAUAAUAUGGAGGAAAUAGCUGAUGUAUCUGAACAGUCUUCUAAGGAAGAUGAGAGUCAGCCUUGUGGAGAGAAAGAAAACAACACACUGGCAGUGGAGGAUAAGGAGGAAGCUCAAAUUGAGGAGGAGAUGGAUGAGGAGGAAGAGGAAAAAAACGCACCUGAUUUCUCAGCGGUACACCAGGCGUCCAGAACAAAAGCAGCGCUUCCGACCUCCAAACGCACCUCCAAGAGACUGAGCAAGAUGACUGUGGAGGAUGAUGAAGACGAACAGGGAGAGUCGAACGUGAUAGAGGAAGACAAGGGAAUGAGCUCAGAGGAAGAAAAGGUCACGACAGAGGAGGAGGCAGAGCACAGUUCAGAGGAGGAGGAGCAAGUACAGGAUCCACCUGUGAUUGACAAGCGUGUAUUGAGGGGGAAAACCAAAGUGAUCCAGACGACACAGCGAACCAGAUCCAAACGGCGUGGCAAGAUCUAAAGAAACACCACAUGCACACUUCCUCACUGAAACUCCCUUAACAUGCACACUUUUUAGUAACAAUCACAUAUGAAACGAAACGGCACCGAACAGCCACUAGUGAGGUUUAAAGCUCUUGCGUGUAGGAAGUGUGUGCUCAUUUGUGUGCAUAUUCGUGUCUACGCAAAACACACACAUUUACAACUGGGCUUAAACCUGAUGUGCAGGGUUUUAUAGUGCUGGGUUUUUAUAUUGAGGUUCGGGGUUACGUUGAUUUACCGUCUUCUAACUGUUACUAAACUCUUUGUUAACUAAAUUUUUAUUACCAAAACAGUAAAAAAAAAAAAAAAAAAAAAGAUUUGUAUAAAAUAUAUCAGCUUUCUGUCCAACAUAUACAAAACCUACAGUCACGGCCUCGCCAAUGAUCCUUCAUAAUUUCCACAAAGUUUAAGAUCAGACAGUCAGAAUUAUAUUAUAAUGUUAUAACCAUCAAAUUAUAGACAUAAACCAUGAGAGUAAAUGCAGCUCUUUUCUCUCUUUUUUUUUUUUUUUUUUUUAAGCGAAAGUAGAUGUAGGAUUCGUAAAUGAGAGUAUGAAGAAUUGACCAAAAUAAAUAUACUACUAAUAUAUACCAGUAUUACAGAUACAGAGGCAGCCAUUUUACUUUAGGAAAUACUCGUGAACUGAAGUAAAAAAAUUAAUCCCUUUAUGUUCACUUAAAUGUGACAAAUUUGUUCUUUUUAUCUUAGAGGCCUUAAUGUGAACAGUUCUUGUGCUGAAUAAUAUACCAAUAUAAUACAUUUGUAACUUCAGUAUUAGAAAAAAUGCAUUUUAGGUUAAAAUUUUAGCCUUGACUGCUUGUGAAUUUGUUUUUGUUUCUUUUUUCAAACUUGCGUUCACCACACGAGGGAGCCCUAGAGUUAAAACACGUGAACACACACCCACUCUUACUUCUGAUUUCCCUGCACACAUCUUAAUAGCAGUUAUAGAAAUGAUUGUUGGGUGUCACAAUGUGUUUGUCUGAGCCUUGUAUUGGUACCUAUCACCUAUCAGAUCUUCACUUUUACUGCGUUUCCAAUUAGACUGUAUGUAAUAUUGUACCCAAGUAAACAUUUCAAGCCUGAUGCCCCUUUUUUUAUUGUAAAUCAGGUUUUAUUGUGAGAAUUUCUUCUAUUUUGCAAACGUUCCUUCUUUUGUUCAAGCUAUGACUUUAUUUCUGUAGUGAAUAAAUCAAUAUCUUAAUAUA
Silurus meridionalis is the source of this 3447-nucleotide messenger RNA. RefSeq names its product family with sequence similarity 169 member Ab (gene fam169ab). The transcript is spliced from 15 exons. Lineage: Eukaryota; Metazoa; Chordata; Actinopteri; Siluriformes; Siluridae. Bases 219 to 2222 code for a protein of 667 amino acids. The record is from RefSeq and is a predicted model, not a curated record.